AUGCUUGCGAUUUCCUACAGAUUCGCAGCCAGACCCGUGAACGUCACCCCCGAUGCAGUUGCCCAACAAGUCCGUCAGGUCGCUACGGAGAUCUGCAUUAUGCACAUGCUCAAGAAGAAGGGGCAACUCGCCAACAUCUGCAAUGUUGAUGUGCACGACCGCAAGAUCCAAGCCUAUCUCAAUUCGUGUGUUCUGCACCCGUCUGCGGAUGGAAACUGGGAGACGGCCUUGAGAUUCCGCAGCAAGCAUGUCAAGGACGUGCUCUUUUUUGUUUUCAAGCAGAUCGGCGGCGAACAGGAGCCAGAUGUGGAGUCCAAGACUUCCUCUGACCAUGUUGGACUGCCAAAGGAGCAACCGGUGCUUACCAAUUUGCCCUUGAGUGACCCGACCGUGAAGUUUAUCUUCUUCAAGAGAUUGGCUCAAGUGACCGGCUAUCGCUUCUCGGACAAGAACAUCAACACCCUGACUACUGUCGGGCAGGCCAUGGAACACCUCCAAAACUGGGCCGAGUCCCGCUCCCCCAAGGCCAAGAAGAAGCAAUGGUUCGACGACGUUGCCCUCCCGUCAAAUAUCAGGUUCAGGCCUCGCAAGGAGAAGAAGUCGGACCGGGACGAGGAUUUCGGCCGCAAGAAGCUCUACAUGGCGGAGCUCUACAAAACUGGCCUGUACCAGGUUCCCGAUACCAUUGUUCCCCCAUGGAAGCGGCCGGCGUCCCAGUAG
Molecule: messenger RNA, 720 nt
Organism: Penicillium riverlandense
Lineage: Eukaryota; Fungi; Ascomycota; Eurotiomycetes; Eurotiales; Aspergillaceae
Exons: 2
Coding region: 1-720 (239 amino acids)
Cellular component (GO): mitochondrion
Source: RefSeq, a predicted model, not a curated record